AUGAAAGCAGGCUGCAGCAUUGUGGAUAAGCCAGAAGGAGGAGGAGGUUAUCAUUUCCCAGAGUGGGCUUACAAGACCGAGUCCAGCCCUGGCUCCCGGCAGAUCCAGUUAUGGCAUUUCAUCCUGGAGCUGCUGCAGAAGGAGGAGUUUCGCCAUGUCAUCGCCUGGCAGCAGGGCGAGUAUGGGGAGUUCGUCAUCAAGGACCCCGACGAAGUGGCCCGGCUGUGGGGUCGGAGGAAAUGCAAACCCCAGAUGAACUACGACAAGCUGAGCCGGGCGCUCAGAUACUAUUACAACAAGAGGAUUCUCCACAAGACAAAAGGCAAAAGGUUUACCUACAAGUUCAACUUCAACAAGCUGGUGAUGCCCAACUACCCGUUCAUUAACAUUCGGCCUAAUGGUGUUGUGCCGCAGAGCGCUCCUCCUGUCCCCACGGCUUCGUCCCGCUUCCAUUUCCCACCGCUGGACAGCCACUCUCCCACCGACGAUGCCCAGCCCAGUCGGUUCUCCGGUGGGUCCCUGGUCCCAUCCAACCCAGAAGCGUUGGGUGACGGCGGCGAGAGGAAGCCGGACAUGCCGGAGCUGGAGGACGGCUCCUCGGAUUGGCGCCGUGGCGUGGAUCUCAUGGCCUCGCGCAACGCCGUGGGCGCUGGUAGCGUCAACCACCAGAAGCGCAAGCCCGAUAUUAUGCUCCCUCUCUUCACCAGGCCCGGGAUCUACCCGGAUCCUCACAGCCCCUUUGCCGUGUCCCCUCUGCCGGGGCGCGGCGGGGUCCUAAAUGUCCCGAUCUCUCCUGCGUUGUCCCUGACUCCCACCCUUUUCUCCUACAGCCCCUCUCCGGGCCUCAGCCCCUUCACAGGUAGCAGCUGCUUCUCUUUUAACCCCGAGGAAAUGAAACACUACCUGCAUUCGCAAGCCUGCUCCGUCUUCAACUACCACCUGAGUCCGCGGACUUUCCCCCGCUAUCCGCUCAUGGUGCCACCACUACAGUGCCAAAUGCCCCUCGAGGAGCAGCCCCAGUUCCCCAUCAAGCUACAGCCCCCACCCGUGGGGCGCAAAAACAGAGAGAGACUGGAAAGCGCUGAGGAGCCGGCGGCCCCCCAGCUAGCUACUCCUCCUCCCAGGGUCAAGGUCGAGCCCGCGAUGGAGAAGGAGGCAGAGUCCGAAGAGCUGCCGGCGAAAGGAAAAGACAAAAGUGAGAGAGAGGAAGGCUCUGGCGUGGCAGCCAGCCUGGAAGAGGAGAAAGGGCCUGUGUUUGCCAGACCAGCUGCCCCAUCAUGGCACCCAGCCCCACCGGCACCCAGCCAGGCCGGCUUCUUGGCCGAAGAAUCCCAGGAGCAAGGAGAGAGCAGCGGGGAGAAGUCAUCCCGAGAGCCUGCCGGAGACUCGGGAGCGCAAGAGAAGAGGGAGGAUGCCCUGAUGCCUCCGAAGCUGCGUCUCAAGCGCCGCUGGAACGGUGACCGACAGGCAGAUGUCCCCGAGGAGCGCCAG
This is a messenger RNA of Phaethon lepturus (White-tailed tropicbird), 1491 nucleotides long. RefSeq names its product ets variant 3 (gene ETV3). The annotation marks the transcript as partial. The transcript has 4 exons. The record is from RefSeq and is a predicted model, not a curated record. Gene Ontology annotation, cellular component: nucleus. Gene Ontology annotation, biological process: cell differentiation; regulation of transcription by RNA polymerase II. NCBI's taxonomy places the organism in Eukaryota, Metazoa, Chordata, Aves, Phaethontiformes, Phaethontidae. Gene Ontology annotation, molecular function: DNA-binding transcription factor activity, RNA polymerase II-specific; sequence-specific DNA binding.